Histoplasma capsulatum G186AR is the source of this 309-nucleotide messenger RNA. RefSeq lists its product as uncharacterized. The transcript has 2 exons. The record is from RefSeq and is a predicted model, not a curated record. NCBI's taxonomy places the organism in Eukaryota, Fungi, Ascomycota, Eurotiomycetes, Onygenales, Ajellomycetaceae. The coding region runs from base 1 to 309 and encodes 102 amino acids.
AUGCCAUCUUACAUUGUUUCUGGCACGAUUGCCCAAAAGCUGCGGAUCGGGCAAACAAAAGAUGAACAUAUGAGAGUACACGUAUCUAUGUCUAGUGCAUAUGCAUGCGGCACGAAGACCUUUUUCAUAGGAGCGCUGGCGAACUUCAACGUCCAGUUGACAGGAGGUAAUGAUGCGUGCAAAAUCGUCCUGGCGAUGGGACAUAUCGUGACGGCGCGGAUCCUUCAUGUUGACCCAGCUCACGCUCAUUGGUACGAAAUAGUAGAGGGCAAUGAUUACAUGUUAGCGGAGCGUUGUCCCCGAAAGUGA